UAUUCCCACCACAUUGCGUGAUGCACAACAUAUGAUAUAUUACUAAAAUGUGAGGUUAUGUGGCAUAAGGAUCAGCUCUGAUCAGCUCUUGUUACUGUUGAUAAAACAAUUUUCUUCGUGAAUACAAAAAAAGAGCAAAACGUUAAAAUGUCGUCGUGGAAGAAAGCCGCGAAAAUGAACCAGAAGACCCACCGGGAACGUCAUCAACCGGACGCCCGCAAACAUCUGGGGCUGUUAGAGAAAAAGAAAGACUAUGUUGCCAGAGCUAAAAACUUCCAGGAAAAGCGGGCGACAAUCAAACUCCUAAGAAAGCGUGCACUGAAUAAGAAUCCAGAUGAGUUUCAUUUUCAUAUGAUCAAUUCCAAAGUGAUGAAUAGUGUUCAUCGAGAGAAGGACAAGGAAGAUCAGCACACACCUCAACAAAUCAAGCUAAUGGAGACACGAGACCUCAAAUAUGUAGCAUAUAAGAGGAACAUUGAGACAAAGAAAAUAGACAAGUUGCAGAGUCAGUUGCACAUGAUUGAUGCAGCCAAUGAGACACAGAAUCAGCAUAUCUUCUUCUUAGACGACGAUGAGAUAAAGGAUUUUGACCUUGCCAAAAAAUUGAAUACACAUCCAGCGCUUCUGUCCAGGCGUACAAAUCGGCCUACUUUAAAUGCAAUCAAAAAUAUGAAGCUACAGGAAUUGGACAAUAAGAGUAUUGUUAAGUUCGAGCAAAAGAAACACAUGGCUUAUAAAGAACUCGAGAAGAGAAUUGACAGGGAACGUGAACUGACAGUUGUGCAGCAGAAGCUGGAGGUACGUAGAGCGCUGAAAGAUAAGAAAGACAGGAAACCAAAAUUAGUGAAAUCUGGUUCGAAGGAUGCUGCUCCUAUUUAUAGGUGGAAGUUUGAGAGAAAACAAUAA
This is a messenger RNA of Cyphomyrmex costatus, 906 nucleotides long. Its product is annotated as probable U3 small nucleolar RNA-associated protein 11. The record is from RefSeq and is a predicted model, not a curated record. Gene Ontology annotation, cellular component: small-subunit processome; nucleolus. The transcript is spliced from 2 exons. Bases 148 to 906 code for a protein of 252 amino acids. Gene Ontology annotation, biological process: rRNA processing. NCBI's taxonomy places the organism in Eukaryota, Metazoa, Arthropoda, Insecta, Hymenoptera, Formicidae.